CGCGUUCAAUUGGCGCCGCCAAAAUUUCGGUUUCAUGAGGAUCGUGAACAUCAAGGUAUCCGGCGAGAGCCAGCUGUCGUUGGGUCAGGUCAGUACAUGCAUUCCGUUAGCGGGCGAUUGCUUUCCGUCCCUAACACGUUUUUUCGCAGAAUGCCUCCUCCAAGAUUACGAUGCGCCGGCGUUCGCUGCCCAAGCGCGGCGACUAGCCUCACCAGGACCGCGAGUCCGUCCGCGGCACUCAUCCUCUCCUCGACACUGGCAUCCGGAGCGUCGGCAAGACAGUACGCGACAGCGGCCGCCGCUUCAAAGUCAUCAAGGUUUCAGCUGCCGCCCGACUACGUUCCUCCGACCAAACCCCCUACAGCCCGCCCGUCCGACACACGCAAAGCUCAGCUCUUGCGAACCUACACCUCCCUCCUCCGAUCCACGCCCCUGCUCCUCCUUUUCCAACACAACAACCUCACUGCGGUAGAAUGGGCUGCUGUCAGGCGGGAGUUAAGGGCUGCUCUCGCCAACGUCUCCACCCCCGGCACCGAGUCGGCCGACAUCGCGUCCCAUACGCAGCUGCAGGUCAUCCGCACCCGCAUUUUUGACGUCGCCCUCAAGAUUGUCGAAUUCCACGAUCCCUCCAAAGUUGCUCCGACGACUGUAUCGGCGCUGAAUGGGGAGAAAAUCAAAGUGGUGUAUAACCACGACUUGUCCAAGGCAGCCGACGAGGCGGUCAAGGCUGCAACCAAGGGCGACGCGCCACUACCUGAGUCGUCCGUGUACGCUCAGCUUUCGCCCCUGCUUGUUGGGCCGCUGGCAACGCUCAGUUUCCCGGCUGUGUCGCCGGCGCACCUAGCCGCUGCGCUGAGCGUGCUUUGCCCGAGCCCACCGGCGUUCCCGCCACCGAGCAAGAAGAAGAGCCCUGGGUACUACGACCCCAUCGCUCAGAGCGGGCUCCAAAAACUCCUGCUGGUUGGUGGGCGGAUCGAGGAUAAGGUGUUUGACUUUGACGGAGUCAAGUGGGUUGCUGGAAUCGAGGGUGGCUUGGACACCCUGCGUGCACAGCUCGUCCACAUGCUCCAGACCGCUGGGCUCGGCCUCACGAGCGCGCUCGAGGGUGCGGGCAAGAGUCUCUGGCUCACGCUGGAGAGCCGUCGGAGCGUUUUGGAAGAGGAGCAGAACGGUGGGAAGAAAGAAGGCGAGAAGGAGGGAAGUUCAUGAGGAAGGGUCCUUGACCUGUCGAACACGCCGCAUACAGCGUGGUAUUCGACGGACGUCGCAUUUGCCGGAGUUGCGAUAUGCAGGUUUGUAGAUUAUGUAUGUUGUAUCGAAUAUAAAUGUACAAGUUCAGUCAAGAUCGCAAACAACCUGGAAGGCAGUAAGAUGUUCAGGCAUGGGUGGUUGAGUGUAUGAAGUACAGUGCACAUGCAUGUCGGCAAACAGUGGGUGGACAAGCCCCGCAAGGGAAGUCCCGUUCAUGCAGCUACCCCCCAGCUCGCGGCUAAACUUGGUGCCC
Messenger RNA from Thermothielavioides terrestris NRRL 8126, 1504 nucleotides. RefSeq lists its product as uncharacterized. The coding region runs from base 151 to 1209 and encodes 352 amino acids. The transcript has a single exon. NCBI's taxonomy places the organism in Eukaryota, Fungi, Ascomycota, Sordariomycetes, Sordariales, Chaetomiaceae. The record is from RefSeq and is a predicted model, not a curated record. Gene Ontology annotation, cellular component: mitochondrial large ribosomal subunit. Gene Ontology annotation, molecular function: structural constituent of ribosome. Gene Ontology annotation, biological process: translation.